Rhagoletis zephyria (snowberry fruit fly) is the source of this 4616-nucleotide messenger RNA. RefSeq lists its product as uncharacterized. The record is from RefSeq and is a predicted model, not a curated record. Gene Ontology annotation, molecular function: nucleic acid binding. Gene Ontology annotation, biological process: DNA integration. Lineage: Eukaryota; Metazoa; Arthropoda; Insecta; Diptera; Tephritidae.
AUGACCUUUACUGCUUCAUCUGCAGUUAAAUCUCCAAAGGAUACAAAACAUCAAACCCCUUUCAAUUAUAACAACUCAAAACCCAUUCAGAGAUCGAUUGUUAAUGUUAAAAGUUUUCAAGCUGCUCCAAACGUCAACACCGCUCAAGUUGAAUCUUGCGCUUUAUGCGGUCAAGCACAUAUUAUACGCCGCUGUCCAACCUUUCUCUCAAAAGAUUGCUAUGAGAGGAAGGCAAUCGUUGAUAAGGCAAAGCUGUGUCUUAAUUGCUUAAGUAAGGCUCAUGCACUUUCUAAGUGCACUAGCAUCAAAAAUUGCCUCCAGUGUGGCCAACGUCACCACACUUUACUGCAUUUUCCGUUCGCUACAAAGACUACUCCUGCAAAUAACGCUCUUCCGCCAUCAACUCAACGCGUUUUAUCCAAUUUCAGCAACGUUUCAGCACCUCCACAAGAACAAUCAGUUCCAAUUUCUUCAAACACACCUCUUUCGACAGCAGUUUUAGAGGCAAGGCGCUUCACUCGCGCUCAUUCUACGCUAGCGGCAAAUUCAACACAAUUGGGUGUCGAUAGGAUCCCCGUACAGGGGCCGAGACACAUACUUCUUGCCACGGCGUCAGUAGUGCUGUGCAACGAAAUCACGAAUCGAUCGGCGAUAGUACACGCUUUGAUCGAUCAAGGAUCCGAAGGAACGCUUAUUACAGAAAAUGCUGUUCAGCAAUUAGGCCUGCAGCGUCAUCCCACCGCUGCAGAUAUAUGCGGAGUAGGCCCAAACCUAUUUAGCCAAUCACGAUCAUUGGUUAGCUGCACUCUUCGUUCAUGCCACGAUGAACACUUCGCCGCUCAUAUUGAGUCUGCUUAUGUUCUGAAGCAACUCACAGCACCCCUGCCCAGCCAGGAAAUUGUGCCACAAGAUAUGGCACAUCUACGAGGACUCGCUCUCGCCGAUCCCAAAUACUACCAGCCGAAAAGAAUUGACCUCAUUAUCGGCGCAGACAUGAUCGCCCAAAUAUUGGAGCCGGAAACCCGCAUUGGCCAUGUUAACCAACCUAUUGCCCAAAAAACUCAUUUGGGAUGGAUCCUGUCGGGACGAAUAAAUUCUGACACGCCUUCUAUUGUCACUAUUCGCUGCCACCACAGCAAUCUUGAGCUUGAAGGGCUUGUGCGAAAAUUCUUUGAGAACGAACAUGUGCCCACUUCUGUACCAAUGUCCGCUCAAGACCAGUGGUGCGAAGAUUUUUUCCGUAGCACUUACACUCGACAAGCAAAUGGUAAAUAUCUGGUUCGUUUGCCUCUGAAGUCAUUAUAUGAUCCUAACCAAACUAUAGGCAAGUCGAAACAAAUUGCACUGAACAGAUUUCAUCAGCUAGAACGUCGACUCCAGCGUAAUGCCGAUCUCCGUGAGCAAUAUGAGGAUGGAAUUGAGGACUAUUUUCGCCUGAACCAAAUUCGCCCAGCUAUGACAAUGGAGGAACAGCACUGCUCAACUACCAAAUGUAACCAGCUAACCGUAACAUCCUGUGUACUGCCGCAUCACGCGGUGGUGAAAGAAACGAGUGUCACUACCAAAUUACGCAUUGUCUACGAUGCGUCCUCGAAAACGUCAAAUGGACGUUCAUUGAAUGAUUUACUAUGCACUGGCCCACCAUUACAAAACGACCUUUCGGCUGUCAUCCUGAAGUGGCGACUGCAUAGAUACGUCUUCUUGGCCGAUAUACAAAAAAUGUAUCGAUGUAUCGACAUGAACCUAGAGGAUUCAAAUUAUCAACGCAUAUUGUGGCGCAACAAAGAUGGACAUGUUUGCGAAUACUGUCUCACGACGGUGACCUUUGGAACAGCGUCCGCGCCGUACACUGCAAUUAGAGUUCUUCAUCAGCUCGCGCACGAUGAAAAACACCGAUUCCCCCUCGCUGAGAAUAUUUUGCUUCACGAGAUGUACGUUGACGAUGUACUAAGCGGAAGUGAUUCAAUUGCUAAUGCAAGACUGUUGCGUGAUCAACUGAUAGCGGCGUUAAAGUCAGCUGGCAUGGAACUCAGAAAAUGGUCCAGUAACACUCCUGAACUUUUGCACUCUAUUCCAUACGAGCAUCAAUCGUAUGAUCCAGCACAACAACUCAACACUAACGAGACGAUCAAAACGCUUGGCCUGCAUUGGCAGCCGAAUCUCGACUCUUUCACUUUCUCAGUCAAAUUUGCUAUCAACUCCAGCGCAACAAAAAGAUCGGUUCUGUCAACCAUUGCCCGUUUGUUCGAUCCCCUUGGAUUUCUUACCCCGAUUACUGUAGCAGCGAAGGUAAUCCUAAAGGAGAUUUGGGCAACGAAAAUUAAACGUGAUGAUGAUCAUUAUGUAGCUUUAGGUUGGGAUGAAGAAUUGCCUCCGACUAUCAAUGCAAACUGGCAAAGGUUUGUUACUGAAUUGCCACAGGUAAAGGCGAUCUCUGUUCCACGCUGGUUACAUUACUCGCCGCAACAACAACUUCAGUCGGUAGAACUACAUGCAUUCUGUGAUGGCUCCUCCUCGGCAUAUGCUGCAGCGGUAUAUUUACGCUUGCACUACAGCAAGAAGGACAUUUACACACACCUAGUCGCCGCUAAAAGCAGGGUCACGCCUAUCGGCUCACUUACAAUCCCUCGAGUGGAGUUAUGCGGCGCUGUGCUGGCAUUGGAUCUCUCCAAUUGGGUUCAGAACACCCUCAAGCCAGUGUAUGGAAAACUGCCAGUCUACUUCUGGUCAGACGCAACAAUUGUCCUUUAUUGGAUUCACGGUGAUCUCAACAGAUGGAAACUAUAUGUAGCAAAUCGUAUAAGCAAAAUAUUGUCGCACAGUACACCUAGUCAAUGGAGGCAUGUUGGCACUAAAGAAAACCCUGCAGAUUGCGCCACGCGCGGUUUGUCACCAACACAGUUGAAAGAUUUGGAACUCUGGUGGAAUGGACCACGGUGGCUAACGCAGCCCAAGUCAACUUGGCCAACUUGCUCCAUUAACGCGUUAGAUGUCGGUGAUACAACACUGGAAGAAAAACCGGCUAAAGUUCAUAUUCAUGCAGUUGUUGCAAUCUCAUCGUUUGUACAACGUUUUUCUUCACUUAAGAAACUUCAACGCAUCACCGCUUGGAUGUUACGAUUUUAUUAUAAUCUUCAGCGUAAAAUUAACCACGAGGGACCAAAAGGUGGCCCACUGACUCCAAGUGAGUUACAACAAAGUUUGUUUUGUAUCGUUCGACUGGUGCAACAAGAAGCUUUUCGAACAGAAAUACAUUUGAUCGAAACCAAACAAGUUGUGCCAAAUAGCAGCAAACUCGUCAGCUUAACGCCGUUUCUCGGAGAAAGAAACGUUCUUCGUGUACGCGGUCGGCUUAAGCAUUCUCUCCUCCCUUACGACCAACGACACCCAAUGAUAUUGCCGAGUAACCACCAUGUAACGAAGUUAAUUAUUGACAACGCUCAUUUCAAUACCCUACACGGUGGUAUCCAAUUAACACUUUGUACCAUCCGAAAACAAUUUUGGAUCAUACAUGCGCGCAAAACGGUGCGCAACCAUCUUAAAAAUUGCAUAAAGUGCUUUCUUAAUAACCCACAACCCACUACACAAUUAAUGGGAGAUUUACCCUCGCAACGCGUUAACCCUCCUCAACGCGCUUUCUACGCAACAGGUGUUGAUUACACGGGGGCCAUCGAGUUGAAAUCGUCAAAACAUCGCGGUCAUACGGUUUACAAGGGAUAUAUAGCCAUAUUCAUAUGCCUGGCUACGAAGGCGGUGCAUAUAGAGGCAGUUACUGGCAUGACAACGGAGCAUUUUUUAUGGGCGUUACAGCGUUUCAUUGCCCGCCGUGGAAUAUGUCAGGACUUGUAUAGCGACUGCGGCACCAAUUUUGUUGGAGCUGAUAAAAUUUUGAAAAUUAAUCAAAGGCGAUUUGUCGAAGAAGUUGAGCGUGAUAUUGUACCUCAAUUAGCCGUACAAAACAUAAAUUGGCAUUUCAGCCCCCCGUACUCUCCAAAUUUUGGCGGGCUGUGGGAGGCUAAUGUAAAAUCCAUCAAAUAUCAUCUAAAACGCAUUAUCGGCGGAACUAGACUAACCUACGAGCAGCUGUCCACAACCUUGGCAAGGAUCGAAGCCUGCCUUAAUUCAAGGCCCUUGUGCCCGCUGACAUCCGACCCCGAUGACCUCUUUGUGUUAACUCCGGGGCACUUCUUGGUCGGGGACGCCUUACUUUCACCACCUGAAACCACUCCUGAUAGCAAAUCCCUUACAUCGCAGUAUUUUGAUAUGCAGCGAUUGGCCGCCAGUACACAGGGACAAAAGGGCCUCGUACCCACUGCGUUCCAGCCCAGCUACAUGGAUCAUACCUCCGAUGGGCAUACAUUGCACGAACAGGUGACACUAGCCACCCCAUGUGCAACCGACCCGACGCACACAAUUCCUAGCCCACCUAAGGAAAAGAUAAACGAGCCCAGCUACAUGGAUCAUACCUCCGAUGGGCAUACAUUGCACGAACAGGUGACACUAGCCACCCCAUGUGCAACCGACCCGACGCACACAAUUCCUAGCCCACCUAAGGAAAAGAUAAACGAGGCAACUCCUACGUGCAACAGAAAGGGCACAACAGAAGAGCCAAGAAG